CCAACCCCCUCUUCACUUCAGACCGUUGUAAUAUGUGAGAGACGCAGCUAGUUUCUCUGCGUUUCUCGUUGGUGUAAUAAUCUGGGAGAGCUGACGGAGGCUUAGAGAGUUAGAGAUUGGUUUUUCUCGUCUCCAUUCGCCAAUGGAGUUUAGCUUGGAUUCCUUUUCUCCGUGUCUGUCACGUAGCCAAGCGAUCCAUCUAGUGGCCUCCUGUCCGGAUCCUCCUCCCGCAUCUAAGUGAGAGCUUUUUAGAAGCAGAACAGAGUUAAUCUUCUAAUUUUAUUCAUUACUCUUUUGUUAAUCAUUGAGCUCUCUAUGUUUCCCUAAUUUUGAAAUAUCAUCUCCUAUUGCAGUUUUUUCGUUGGGCGUUUGGAUUCACGCGGACUGAUUUUCACACUUCUCAUCCUUGUGGCCCCAAUAUGCACUCCGAUCGGCGGGGAUACUGAGGUGUGAGGAUGCCGUCUGCGUUUCCUAGGCGAUGAAUCACAGCCCCAUGACCAUGCAGGGAGGCUGAUAUGGUUCCCAAGGUCGGACGACUCCUCAGAACACAGGUUGUUGUCAUGCUAAGUCAUACAAUACGGUCUUGGUCACCGCAUAGGCAAAUUUGGGGAUCCCCUUCUCAGGUUCAGUGUAAUCGUAGCUUGGGACAAUAUGAUGGGACCAGAAACUUUCGGAAUUUCCACUGGGCAGACUCAAGUAGGCGGUAUCAGUGGGCGGAGAUGAAUUUUGACCAGAAAAACAGUAAACCAGCUCCCUCUCACAGAAAAAUAGAUUUGGUUUCACCUCUCACACAGGGUGAACAACAUCUAUGCUUGAAAGGUACUAAUGCGGUUUUCAAUUACUCCUCAUAUGCAUAAAAGUACAUGGAGAUGAUAAUAAGGCUAAAAAGAUCAACAAGGAAAUGAAGAUACGGAGAUAAAUCUGAUGAAUUGUGUUAAAACGCAUAAAAGGAAGAACGAAUGUCAAGCAUCAAUGCCAAAUAAUCUAAUACAUAGUUGAUUAAUGUAAUAAAUUAAGUUACAAAUUGUAUUAUAUGAUGAUUGUGACAUUUUUAUAUGUUGCUUUUUUGUUUCUUUUUGUUGUAUUGUAGGCAUUUUUUGUUGCAUCAUGUUACUUUUUGUUUCUUUUUAUUGUAUUGUAUGCAUCUUUUUUGUUGCAUCAUGUUGCUUUUUGUUGUAACUUGUUUCAUAUUGUUGCAUCGUGUUGCAUAAUAUUGUUU
This is a messenger RNA of Cuscuta epithymum, 1219 nucleotides long. The record is from the annotation of a GenBank genome assembly. Lineage: Eukaryota; Viridiplantae; Streptophyta; Magnoliopsida; Solanales; Convolvulaceae.